UGUCUUUUUAUGAUCUCUCACUAUUUUCUUCUUUUAUACACAGGGCUGUGUCUGAGAUGAGUCUUGCAUAUCCAUUGUGGAGCUAUGGAUGCUGGUGAAUGCUUCCUCGCCUCUUCUGGGCAGGAUGAAAGAAGUCCUUGGCCUCUGGACCUCAAUUUACCCCUCUGCCCAACAACCACCAAAGAUACCCCUCUCCUGCCUCCCAAUCCUUCACCAGAAUUCUCUUACUCUUCCACUUCUGUUGCUGGAGGAGGUUAUGGGGCUGUUAGCCCAACAUCCUCCAUGUUGCAGAUGCCCCUCGUGACUCCCAGUUCUCCACACCCAACUUAUCUGCCAAAGCUCUCAUCUCCUUUACAGCCAAACUGCAAAGAGGACACUGAGGAUGGAGGAGAGGCACUGGUGGGACAUGUGCUGUUUUCCAGUGACGGAACUGUCUACCUCCUGAAAGGCGAGGAAGGAGAAGAUGAUGCUCUUUCUUCCCCUUCUUUACCACAGGACUCCCCAAAAAGCACAGUGACAACCCAUCCUCCGCUCACCUCUUUUCGUCUUACCACCACCUACCAAGGCUUUUGCUCUAACCAAAUAUCCCGACAUACCUCAGCCGAGGCAGCCAAUCUCACUCAAACGGCGCCUGGCACCUCGCCCAGAAUACAAGACCAACCCAAAGAAAAGGAGGCAGGGGAGCAACAAGAGGAAGCAGAAAUCAAAUAUGAAACACAUGGAGAGUCUACCAAACUACAAAGGGUAGAUGGUACAUGGAUUUGUCUCCCAUGCCGUCUUAACUUUCAUACUGGAAGCCAAUUGGGAUGGCAUGCUUCUUGCUUCCAUGGCUUGGAGCACCCAUAUCAAGAUCAGCUAGCAUCAGGGGAAACCUCUGGCAUUAUACAUAGAUCUGGUGGGCAGAUUUUUAUCAGCCUUUUAGAACCAAAAAUAAGUCAAAAUGUGUUAGAAACUGGCCAGGAGCCAGAGAAUGUUGUCCUUUCUAGGGUCCAAACCACCCCGUCUUUAGACAUAAUCCAAAGCAUGUCUGAGCAAUCAGAUACAUCAGAGGAUAUAAUGUCAAACACAAACCCCAGUGAUACCAAAAGUCAAGGGACUUUUCAAGGGAAUCCAGAAGGAAACCACAAGCUUUCUAUGGGCCUGGUGCCCAACUCACCUCUAAGCUAUCACAAAUGUGAUCCCACAGGAACUCCCUAUUUAACCGAAGCCAAAGAUUCAAAGGCCCUUGUAGAGGAAAAGACUGGAGUAGCAAACUGGUGCUCAGCGGUAACAGAGGCAACGGGUGAAAAUGUCGAAGAGGAAGUUGAAGACGUGGCAGAAAGCAACCUACCUGUCUCCCAGUCCUCGGACAUCAAUGAGCAGCUACUCACAAACCAAAGCUUUUAUGGUCCAAUGACAACAAAUUCCUUUAUUCAAAUGGGAGCUCUUCAUGGCACUGACAAAGUCGGUAACCAAACAGAUGCUGAUCGUGGGCCCCUGGCCCUUGAUGAAUGCACACCAACCUCAGGCCCCCAACCAUUCCAAAGUCUCUCUCUGCAAGGCCAGCUUUCUCUACUACACUCACGGAAUUCAUGUAAAACUCUAAAAUGUCCCAAAUGCAACUGGCAUUAUAAAUACCAACAAACAUUGGAUGUUCAUAUGAAGGAAAAGCAUCCAGAAAGUCAUAGCCACUGUUCUUUUUGCCACAGUGGCCAGCAGCACCCACGACUGGCCCGAGGCGAGAGUUACAACUGUGGCUAUAAGCCAUAUCGCUGCGAAGCUUGCAACUAUUCCACAACCACCAAGGGAAACCUUACUAUACACAUGCAGUCUGACAAACAUUUGGCCAACCUCCAAGGAUACCAAGGUUCAGGACCGACGCCCAACACAGCAGUAGCUCCUUUAGCAGCACAAACAGUGAAUGCUGGACAGGGAGAUCCUAACCAGACAUCACCCACUGAUCGUCAGCUAAAACAAAAAGCAUCAUGGCACUGUAAAGUUUGCAACUAUGAAACUAACAUCUCCCGCAAUUUACGUAUUCACAUGACCAGUGAAAAGCACAUGCAAAAUGUCCUGCUUCUUCAUCAGGGUCUAGGCAUGAGCCAAGACAACUUCCCAUUUUAUGGAGGUCCACUUGUAUCUGAGCAGACAUUGGAUCAUCCUCUGCUUUUUAAUCCCAUGCACUUCAGCUCAUCUGGUAGUCAAGCUUGCAGUCUCCUUCCACCAGAUUCUCCAUCAGGACCCCAGGUCAAUGCUUUAAGUACCUCUGGUAUGGCCCUCCCUGCACCGCCUCCCCUGCCAGAGUCAUCACCUUCAUUCCCUGAGGAAGAGUUAUCCUCUGGGGUGUUCCGCUGCUUGGUGUGUCGCUGCUAUACCACAGACAGCUUGGAGGCUCUACUCUCUCAUGCCAGUAGAGGCCGGUCUCUACCUGAGAGAGAGUGGAGGGAAGUGAGAGGAGACUUACACUGCUGUCGCCUCUGCUCCUAUAGUACCCAGCUUAAAGCCAAUUUUCAGCUGCAUCUGAAGACUGAUAAACAUGCCCAGAAAUAUCAGCUGGCUGCCCAUAUGCGAGAAGGUGGUGCAGCGCUGGCCACUGCACAAGCAUCAGCAGCAGAACUUCCUAUUAGUGGGUACAGCCAGGCAUCAUCAUUCCCUCCUUUGCACCUACGAUGUAACCUGUGUGGAUAUGAGAGUAACAGCAGAGAGAAGAUACAGCUCCAUGUUCAGGGAGGGGGACAUGAAGAGAGUCUCCGUGUAUACAAGUUUCUGCAGGCUAUUGAAGGCAGUGGUGGAAGUGAUGUGGAUUUCCGCUGUGCCCCAUGUGACAGCACUGUUGGGUCACGCUUAGGCAUGAUGUCCCAUCUACGUACAGCAACUCAUCACCAAAAUAUUGCCCAAUGGAGGCUUGCACAUGGAGAAGCUAUACUCGAAAGAAUUAUAACUGUGUGCAGGAGCCAGCAAGAACAUGUUAAAGUCUCAAACACUCCAGAGAUCACAUCAGCUCCAGAUGCAGGAGAAGACAACACAGACAUACCUCAAGCCCCUGUACAGGAUGAAGCAUCGAAGACUGAAUGUGAAAAGGCUGCCGAAGGCACUACGGUAUUCUGUUGUCCCUUCUGUGCUUAUGUUAGCCCUUCUGAAGAAAAAGUUCACAGCCAUGCUGUCUCACAGCAUGCACUGCAGCCAACUUUUCGUUGCCCAUUGUGUCAAGAACAGCUGAUAGGAACCAGUAACCUAAAGACACAUCUGGGACAUGGACAUAAUGUGGUGUCAGAAUGUGUGGAAAAACUUCUGCAGGUGGCACAAAAAGUGCAAAUAACAUUCAGGACCAGGAUUAUUCCAGUGAAAAUCAUAGAAGAACCAGAACAACCUUCCUCUGAAAUCCCACCUUCCAGUGAGUAUUUAUGCUAUGCAUCCCCUCCGGGAUCUCCUGGUGAAAUUUCCACAAGCCCCACUGAAGCUAUUGAUUUUGUUGCUGAUACUGAGAAGGUAUCAGAGGAGACUGCAUGUCCCUUGUGCCCUGUGACCCCUGAAAAUUCUCAAGAACUAAGGACCCACUUGGAGAAGGAUCAUCCAGAGCUUAGUCAGUCUGAUAUUCAGCAAGCAUGUGAAGCACGUAGUCGAGAAGUUGAAGGUACAGAGCAAGAGGAUAGAAAGGGGUCUCAGGAAAGUACACCCGCUCAUACUCAACAUUCUACAUAUCGAAAAACCACCAACUUUGCCAUGGACAAAUUUAUGGAUCCUUCUAGGCCUCACAAAUGUGUGGUAUGCAAAGAAUCCUUUACACAGAAAAACAUCCUACUUGUACAUUAUAAUUCAGUAUCACACUUGCACAAGGUGCGUAAAGCCUCUCUUGAUCCUUCACUUUCUAACCGUCAUGAAUCUGGUGUGGGCCCUACAGGACAUGGAGUACAAACAGGACAAGAUAAACCCUACAAAUGCACAGUAUGCCAUGUUUCAUACAACCAAAGCUCUACUCUAGAAAUUCACAUGCGUUCUGUACUUCAUCAAACCAGAUCACGGAGCUUGAAGCAGGAUACUACCAAGAUUCCUUCAGAAAAACCUCAACGAGAUCCUAUAUGUAAGAGUGAAACUACUACUGAUUACCGAGGAGAGACCACAGAAGUGCAAGGAGUGGACCUGCCCAAAAAGAGACCACAACAGCUUGGUCCCUGUGUUGGAAUUCCUAUUUUGCCCAAUACAGUUGCUCCUCCCCCAAUGCAGCUAUCCAUGGAUUUGUCUAGGCCUUCUCCGCUUUUUACAUCAUCACUGCUUCCCUCAUUUCCACUGAUACCUGAGGCUCUAUUGAAACUUCAGCGUCAGCAGCAGCAGCUUUUACUUCCAUUUUACCUGCAAGAACUUAAACUUAGUGCAGAUGGAGGACCAACUCCUCUUUUGUCCUUUGGAGGUGCCCAGCAGCCUCCAUCCAUUAAGGAUGAGGGUGACCAACCCAGUGUGACUCCCAGACCGGCGAAUGAAAAGGAUGAGAAAGUACCAGAUGAGCAUGAGGCAGCAACUGGAGAAGCAGAUGUUUCACAGAAUCCAGAGUCUUCAACAAAGGCUUCUUCAGACCCUACUGGAUCUGCAGCACGGGCAUUGCUAGAAAAUUUUGGGUAUGAGUUGGUCACACAGUAUAAUGAAGGAAGGCAGCCACUUACUAGCCCAGCUCAGAUUCAACCACAGCCUCCUGCUCCACCACUUGAUACAUUGUCUAUACCUGCUUCCACAGACAGCCUUCAGUGUGGUACCUGUGGUAAACAUUUCUCGAACAGACUGAUCCUUAAAACACACGAGGAGCACAUGCACCAGCGUUUGCUACCUUUUGAGGCUUUGAGUCAAUAUGCUGCCAGUUAUCGUCGAACCUACGAUAGUCACAACCCUGCUGGAGGAAAUUCUGAAACAGGAGGUCCUUCAGCUACACCACUAGACUUCUCUGUAACAUCUCAACUCCCUCAGUGUUCCAAAGAGGUUGAAGAACAGGAUGCUGUCCCUGAACACGCCAUUACAGUUGAACAGCUUAGAUUUCUACACAACCACCUGGAUUUUCCUGGUCACCUGAUGGAAGAGCAGAUAUUAUGGGCAGCUGAAAAAACUGGAUUAUCCCCUGUAGCUAUCAGCGAGUGGCAUAUGCAGACAGAGAAAACCAUCCAAGAGUACCAAGAAGAAGAAACAGAGGAUUCCUCCAGGAUUGAUCGAAUGAGUCAUCGACGAUUCUCACGCACAAAGUUCUCUGACUUCCAGACUCAAGCACUAAACAGCUUUUUUGAGUCCAGUGCAUAUCCUAGAGAUAAUGAAGUAGAACAACUGUCGGCAAUGCUAGGUCUUUCUGGACGGGUGGUGGUGGUCUGGUUUCAAAAUGCUCGACAAAAAGCACGAAAGCAAGCUACAGAUUCUGGAAAUUCUUCCUCACCGCCUCUUCAUCCUGUUCAACUAGGGGAACGACCAGCUGCCAACAGUAACGUUCCACCUUGCAAGAAAUGUGGCAUUAGCUUUCCUUGCAUUUUUCAACUAAUCCAUCACCUGAAAAUUUGCUAUAAUGACCAAGGCGAAGAAGCAACUGAAACUGAAGAGAAAGAAGAGGAGCUGUUUAAAUGUGCACAAACUGAAGAGUCAGUAUCAGAUCACACUGUAAGCACUGAUCUCCCAUUAUCAAUAAGCCAAGAAGAGCAAGAUAAACCAAGUGAAACUAUGGGUGACCAAGAAGAUAUUUCACCAGUUAUAAAAGAAAAAGCUGAGUCACCUAAGAUGAAUGAAGGAAAUAUACAAAUGCCUGAGCAAGGAGAUAAUCUUGAGCCGAAUGAAUCUUCUGUAAUUAACAGCAAUGUGGACCAGAACCAAAACAAAACAUUAUCAAGUAACAGUCAUCUUCAAGCUCCUUUGAUGGACCUCUCUGUACUUAUCCCAGUGGGGGCUGGUGAGGUGGCAUAUCAGAGAAAAAGAAAGCAUGAAGAAGAAAGCCUCUCUCCAGGUGGAAGUGAUGGUGGUGAUGAGCCUCCAAGGGACAAGCGUCUGAGAACCACUAUCUUACCAGAACAAUUAGAUAUUUUACAUAGAUGGUACUUGCAAGAUUCCAAUCCAACAAGAAGUACACUAGAACGCAUAUCUCAUGAAGUUGGCCUAAAAAAGAGAGUUGUUCAGGUUUGGUUUCAGAACACGAGGGCUCGUGAGAGGAAAGGGCAGUAUCGAGGGGCACCACCUGGUACUAUUUCAGCUCCUCGGCAGCAAGACGACUCUACCAAUGAAGGGGCAAAAAGAGAAGGCUCUGGUUCAAGUUACUUUUAUAAUGUAACUCCAAGUCAACUUGUGCCACAGCUUGUAGCUAAAUCAGGCCCAUUAGCGAUACAGACCAGUUCUUCAGUAUCAUCUAAAUUUCAGACUUCUUCCAGUCUUACAAACACUCAAGUUGCCAAGUCCCUGGUGAAUCCAACCCAGGCUCUGUCAGGCCUGCUGAGCGCUGCACAAAUUAUGCCUGGAUUAGUUAAUCCAUCUCAAGCAAUUACAAAUCUUGCCAACUCUUCCCAAGUUUUAUCUGGCCUUGUUAAUCCACCACAGUCAUUAUCUGGUUUAGUGAACCCAAAUCAGGCAUUUCCAAGUCUUGUUAACCCUGCCCAUUGUCUGCCCAGCCUAGUGGGUACCCCUCAGUCUUCACAAGGAUUGCUGUUGGCUUCCUUUCAAACUAAACAUGCAGCACCACCCAUUCUAGUGUCUUCCCCUCCUGAGGUUAAAGUGCAUUCUUCUCCCAGCCAGCAAGCACCCUCCCAGUUGCCAUUACCACAGAGUGCUGAACCUGACAAAACACCAACGCCGUUAGUUAAUGAAACACUGGAUUUCUCUAAAGUCACAUAUUUGGAGCAAAAUACUACUGAGAACCAUCCUACUGAGAACCAAGGAAGUUGGAACCAAAAAAUUUCAGAAGAGAAAAUAGCCUCUAAAAUGAUGGAUUCUCUGAUGCACAGCCCGCAGGCUGGAGACAUGAGUGACUCAUCAAGUUCAGAUCCUGGUCCUUCUAGUCCUGGCAAAGGACAAUUAAACUCUGAAGGCCUUUUAGGUUCCUCAGGAGCUAGACGCUAUCGCACUCAAAUGAGUAGUCUGCAGUUAAGGAUACUUAAGGCAUGUUAUUCAGAAUAUCGCACCCCAAGCAUGCAGGAGUGUGACUGCCUUGGCAGUGAGAUUGGGUUGCAAAAGAGGGUUGUUCAGGUUUGGUUUCAGAAUGCCAGAGCCAAAGAAAAAAAGGCCAAACUCCAAGGACUGGUUUGCACAACUCCAUCCAAUGAAGGACCUCAGCCUACUGAGUGUACUCAUUGUAAUGUUAAAUAUGGGCCUACCAUCCCAUGCCGUGCCCACAUAUUCUCCAGACAGCAUAUUGCAAGGCUGCGAGCAUCAAUACAACAGCAGCUGAAGGAGGAAAGCCGUUACCGUGAUACACAUCCAAGUGCAGGGGCACCGCCUGUUUCAGAGAGCAAAUCAACCUCGCAGAUGCUCAACUUCCAGACUUCUGCCACAGUGACACCACAAAUCCAGAGGAUCACACCCUUGCUGAUGCCUGGACAGGGCAUUCCUGCACCUAUAGGUGGAUUGGCCACAUUUAACACAGGCCCUCCUCCAAGCCUCAUCGGGAUGACUUCUUCUGUACCUCCAGCUCUCCUUCCCCGUGCUACUCCAACUGCUCCCUCUUCAACGCACUCAACCAAUGAUACCACUAUGGAGUCCUCACAACCUACAUUCACCCCUGAAACCACUGUUCCUUCAGCUUUGAAAGCCGCUCCCCUCAUGGGGGCUCCUUUUAUGCCUUUUUCACUUGCUCCAGCUGCCACUCCUCUGUUCAGCCCUCAGAUACAGGGUCCCUACUUUCAGCAGUUGUAUGGUUUAAAGAAGCGUCUAUUUCCAAUUAAUCCGGUCAUUCCCCAUACACUUCUGGGGUUGCUUCCAGCUCCCCUCAAACUGGCCCCUGAGACAUCAUCGCCCCGUAAACCUGAACCAUCACAGACAAAAGUAAUGCAUGAAUGCAGUGCAGAAUCUAAAGAGAGAGAGGAGGAAAGUGUGGAUCGAGAUGACGACUUAGAUGAUGAAGAUAUACCAAUGGUGGAUGUGGCAAUUAGAUACCAAUGCCAACAGUGCAAGACUUCUUAUGACGAAGAGGGGGAAGCAGAAGCUCAUCAGCGUUCAGGCUGUUACACUGGCCCUCCUCCACACCCACCUCCAAUCAGAGUGAGGGUCUGCACCUAUCACUGCCUGCCCUGCCAAGUGCUACUGCAGGGUCCUGAAGCUCGAAGCCAACACCUGAGGUCACAGCAGCACCGUGCACAAAGUGCAUGCAGUGAUGGAGCAUCCUCUGCAAUACCUCAACUCAGGCCAAAGAGUGCUGCUACCUCUGUGCUCAUGGCUUUAUAGAGACACUCUAUGUCUGUCUCACACUACAGACAAGCUUUCGAGCUGUCUUUCUAUCUUAUUUCACUUAGUGUGUUUGUUUAAUUUGCCUCUUAGAGUGUUUGUAUUUCUGUGUAUGUGUCUCAUUCUACUUGUGUGUGUCUGUUACAGAAAAAGCAUUCCCUCACUCAAGAAUGCUUCCUUAAACCUUCAUCUGCUGGAGUGACACUAUCUCUGCUCACUUGACUGUCUAACUGUUUUGAAUCUGUGUCUCUUCAGCAGGGAAGUAUACUCAAAGAAAUACAUCACAACACAGGCCAAAAAGAAAACAAAAAAAACCCUUUAACCUCUGCAUAGAAUAAUGAGAACCCAAAGCUUUUCUGCAUUUUCUGAUCCUGGUGCCAAAACAAGAGUGACCUCUCCCUGUCUGUGGACAUUGUACCCCAAAUUCCUAAUGGUGGGAGAUGGAAUGACUGGACCAUAAACCAAUGAACAGGGAGAGGUAAAAAAAGACAAAAAAAAAACUGAAUAUAUAUGUAUAACCAAAAGUUCCGUGACAUAAGGAACCAAACACAAAGGCAAUGCCCACUCUUCUGUUACACAUGCAUGUACACAUGUGUGUACAUAGAGAAUUGGGGGAUUUUAUUUCAAAUGGGGGAUAUAGCAACUCUCCACCAAUGACUUGAACUUUGUUAUACUUGGGGACUGACUACAGCGCUCCAAGAACUCUUGCUGUGAUGCUUUAACCAUUUGUGGAGGGGACAAGGGAAGGGCUUUAACUUUUUUGGGGAGGGUUAUGGGGGGGAGGGACAUUUUUCACUCCCUAGCUCCCCUGUAUCGCUCUCCCCAUACCUCACUUUCAAUGUUUUAAGCUUGGGGUAUUUGGGGGGAGGGGGUCAGGAUGAUCAACCACCAAACAAGGACACAUAACAAAAAAGUAAUGAAAAUGUUUGAAUCCAAAGUUGCAUAAAAACAAAAAAAAAAUUCACACCAAAAAAAAAAAAAA
Molecule: messenger RNA, 9352 nt
Organism: Nanorana parkeri
Lineage: Eukaryota; Metazoa; Chordata; Amphibia; Anura; Dicroglossidae
Gene: ZFHX2
Product: zinc finger homeobox 2
Exons: 9
Coding region: 85-8370 (2761 amino acids)
Biological process (GO): regulation of neuron differentiation; regulation of transcription by RNA polymerase II; brain development
Cellular component (GO): nucleus
Molecular function (GO): RNA polymerase II cis-regulatory region sequence-specific DNA binding; DNA-binding transcription factor activity, RNA polymerase II-specific; zinc ion binding
Source: RefSeq, a predicted model, not a curated record